This is a messenger RNA of Pygocentrus nattereri (red-bellied piranha), 1449 nucleotides long. RefSeq names its product TruB pseudouridine (psi) synthase family member 1 (gene trub1). Gene Ontology annotation, biological process: mRNA pseudouridine synthesis; tRNA modification. Bases 18 to 917 code for a protein of 299 amino acids. Lineage: Eukaryota; Metazoa; Chordata; Actinopteri; Characiformes; Serrasalmidae. Gene Ontology annotation, molecular function: pseudouridine synthase activity; RNA binding. The transcript has 8 exons. Gene Ontology annotation, cellular component: mitochondrion. The record is from RefSeq and is a predicted model, not a curated record.
CAUGGCAGCAGGAGAGCAUGGCUGCUGUCAACAACGUUACCUUGCCGAAGUUACAAUCUUUAAACGGCAUUUUUGCCAUAUUUAAGAAACAGGGGCCCACCUCUGCCGAUGUGUUAAACACACUUAAACACAAGCUUUUAAAAGAGGCUGGCGCUGUUAACCAGAACCCUCGGAAAAGGAAGAAGCAAGCUUUAAAGCUCGGCCAUGGUGGGACCCUAGACAGCAAUGCUUCUGGUGUUCUCGUGGUUGGAAUUGGUGAAGGAACGAAGAUGCUCACCACGAUGCUGGCUGGAUCAAAGAAAUAUACAGCGGUUGGAGAGCUGGGCAAAGCAACGGACACCUUGGAUAGCACAGGAAGCGUUGUUCAAGAGAUGAGCUAUGAUCACAUCACAAGAGAGGCUUUUGAAGAAAAGCUGAAGGAGUUUAUUGGUGAAAUCAUGCAGGUCCCCCCUCUGUAUUCAGCAUUGAAGAAAGAUGGCAAGCGCCUUUCUGUAUUGUUAAAACAAGGGCAUAAGGUAGAAGCUAAGCCUGCACGACCAGUUACAGUUUACAACCUCUCGCUGCAAGACUUCAAUCCACCUCUCUUCACUUUGGAUAUUGAGUGUGGUGGAGGGUUUUAUGUCCGAAGCCUGGUGGACGAUUUGGGAAAAGCUCUGUCUUCAUGUGCUCAUGUGCGAGAGCUGACCAGGACUAAGCAGGGUCAGUUCACGUUGGAAGAGCAUGUGUUAAGAGAGGAGCGCUGGACCUUCCAGGACAUUUCUCAGAGCUUACAUCCCUGCCCAGAGCCCACAUCCCAGCAGAACAACAGCAAAAAGGGCAAGCCACAGGGGAAACCUGCCCAGCCUAGCUCUGGAAGUGCUAGUGGAGAUCACAAUUGCAACAGUACUGAAGGCACCAGCGGAGAUCACAAUGACUAGAGGCUACUACAGAACUCGAAGGAGCUGCCUUUAUCCAGUAGUUCUGGAUCUUUAUAUUAAUUCUAGUGACCUUAAUCCUUUUUUUUUACGUGCAUUAUUUUUUUUAGUUCUUGGCAGUAGUCCAGAAAUCACAAGUAACAAUGCAAUAUCAAGAAAUUGCAGUGCGUGACGGAGAAGCUCAAGUUCACUGGAGCAGUAACACAAGCUCUUGUGACUUAGACAAGGCUUCUUUAUGGUGGUAUUGUUUUAUAACAAUGUUUGGUUGGCUGCUGUCCUCAUCCAGAGUGUGUUCCAAAAGCAGUGAUUAUUUUUUUCCGUGAACUGUGAGCAGUUUGUGGCGAGACUAAACUGCUGUGUUAUUUUGGUGGCAAUGCACCAGCUGGCUGCUCUUAAUGGCUAUGAUGUAAGUAGCACUGAUGUAUUUGCAGUUAUUCAUUUUUUUAAAAUUUCAUUAUUUUAGAUUAAAAUCUGCCAUAUUUAGUGCUGGUGACAUUAAACCACAUUUUUGAUUAAAAGAUGUUCCCGAUCACCA